CUGACUGAUUGAUAAUUUGUUAUUUAUGUAGUACCUAAAUCUGUAACAAGGUCGCUGACUUUCUCAAUAUUAUUAUAAAUCUACCUAAUUAAUAAAUUAUUGUGCCAACAACCACCGUUCUUUUACACUUAUCCAUAAAAUUAUGUCAAAAAUCAACGACAGCGGUCCCAAAGUUAAUGUUGAGUACUGUGGAGUUUGUGAUUACGGGGGACAUUGUUUGGCCCUAGCGAAAACUAUUCGUGAGAAUACCCCCGAUGCGAUGGUACAUUGCAAGAGGGGACGACAAGGUUCAUUUGAAGUUGUGGUAAAUGACAAAUUAAUAUAUUCUAAAAUUCAGACAAUGGCUUUACCGGAUUACGAGGAGGUUGCUCAAGUAGUAAAAGAUGUAUCAAAGGGAAGUGAACCAAGGGAGAUUAAAGGACAACAACCAAUUAACUGUGCCAUAUCAUAACAUUUAUUAAUAUUUAAAACACACCUUCAAUUAAGUGGUAACUUAAACAAUGUAUAUUUGUAAAAUAAAAUUAUUUUUAACAA
Amyelois transitella is the source of this 534-nucleotide messenger RNA. RefSeq names its product migration and invasion enhancer 1. The record is from RefSeq and is a predicted model, not a curated record. Bases 143 to 451 code for a protein of 102 amino acids. Lineage: Eukaryota; Metazoa; Arthropoda; Insecta; Lepidoptera; Pyralidae. The transcript has 3 exons.